This is a messenger RNA of Topomyia yanbarensis, 3657 nucleotides long. RefSeq lists its product as uncharacterized. The record is from RefSeq and is a predicted model, not a curated record. Gene Ontology annotation, molecular function: nucleic acid binding. The transcript has a single exon. Lineage: Eukaryota; Metazoa; Arthropoda; Insecta; Diptera; Culicidae. Gene Ontology annotation, biological process: DNA integration. Bases 1 to 3657 code for a protein of 1218 amino acids.
AUGAAGAGUCGCGAAGGUGAUCGAAACGAACCGAUCGCGGUGAAGACUCGUUUGGGAUGGACGGUUUACGGUAACUGCACCGGGAAGGAAGAAAUCGGUAAUCACGUGAACUUCCACGGCGUCCAAAGGUGCGACUGUACACAGGAGUAUGAUGAUGGCCUGCACAGAAUAAUGAAAUCAUACUUUGCGUUGGAUAGCAUGGGAGUUAUCAAACCGAACAAACUUCUCCUCUCUCAGGAAGAUCAGCGUGCCCAUACGUUGUUAGAGUCCCUCACCCGUUCAACAAAUAAGCACUACGAGUGUGGUUUACUCUGGAAAUACGAUCACGUCCGACUUCCGGACAGCGAAGCGAUGGCUUUUAGGCGAUGGAAGUGUCUAGAAACCCGAUUGAGCAAGGAUCAAAUAUUAGCAGACUAUCUUGAGACGAAGAUCCAGGAACACGUCAGUAAGGGCUACGUAAGGAAGUUGACUCCAGAAGAACUACAAGUACGUCAUGCACGAAUCUGGUACCUUCCUAUCUUCGUAGUUGCUAACCCGAACAAACCGGGUAAGUUUCGUCUGGUGUGGGAUGCCGCAGCAACCGCUUUCGGCGUUUCCCUAAAUUCAGUCCUGUUGAAGGGUCCAGACCAGCUGACUUCGCUUCUUUCAGUACUGAUUCGCUUCCGUGAGUUCAAGGUAGCAGUGAGCGGUGAUAUCAAAGAGAUGUUUCACCAAGUUCGAAUGCGAGACGAAGAUCAGCACUGCCAACGUUUCUUUUGGAAAAAUAGCAAUGAGUCUGAGCCGAGCGUGUACGUCGUUCAGGUAAUGACCUUCGGGGCAUGUUGCUCGCCAAGUACUGCGCAACAUGUAAAGAACACCAACGCAAAACGAUUCGAGCAAGAGUACCCAGAAGCAGUGGACGCUAUCAUCAAGCAGCAUUACGUUGAUGACAUGCUCGUAAGCACGGAGGCGGAAGAAGAGGCAGUGAAACUGGCUCAGAAUGUGAAAAAGAUCCACGAGCAAGCAAGAUUUGAAAUACGCAACUGGAUAUCUAACUCUGGUACGGUAAUAGCGACAUUGAAGGAGGUAACGGCGAAGGAGAAAAAUCUUAACAUCGGCGACGAAACUACAACAGAAAAGGUGCUCGGAAUGUGGUGGAACACUUCAACCGAUUGCUUCACAUACAAAGUUUCGUCCCGCUAUGAUCAAGUUCUGCUAUCAGGUUGUCGUCGACCAACGAAACGUGAAGUUCUACGCACACUGAUGAUGAUAUAUGACCCUUUGGGGUUGAUUGCACAUCUAUUAAUGUUCCUGAAGGUUCUUCUUCAGGAAAUUUGGAGAACAUCAGUCGGCUGGGAUGACCAAAUCGAAGACGCACAGUUCGAGAAGUGGCUGACAUGGCUCGCGGUCUUUCCGAAGAUGGGACUGGUGGAAGUUCCACGAUGUUACCGGACAUUGACAACGGUAAGGGCUAAAGCAGAGAUGCACACGUUCGUGGAUGCAAGCGAGAACGGCUUUGCAGCGGUCGUAUAUCUAAGAUUCCAAGAACGGGAUGCUAUCGAAUGCUCAUUAGUAGGAGCAAAAACUAGAGUAGCACCCCUUAAAUUCUUGUCCAUCCCAAAGUCCGAACUUCAAGCAUCUCUACUCGGCGUUCGAUUAGCGGAUACAAUACUGGCCUCUCUUUCUAUCAAGAUCAGCAAGCGAUACUUUUGGACAGAUUCCAAAGAUGUAUUAUGCUGGUUGAGAUCCGACCAUCGCCGAUAUAGCCAGUUUGUAGCAUUCCGCGUCAGUGAAAUCUUGGAGUCGACCGACGUUAAUGAUUGGCGAUGGAUUCCGACGAAACUGAACGUCGCCGAUGAAGGAACAAAGUGGACCCGAGUUCCCGAUUUAUCAACGGCCAGUCGUUGGUUUCGUGGUCCAGAAUUGCUUCGACAAGACGGAGACGCCUGGCCCGAAAUCCCUAAUCUCGGAAAACCGACGACAACAGAGCUUCGUCCGCAUCUACUUCUUCAUGCACCAACGGUGGACCCGGUCGUUAAUCCGCAAAAAUGCUCCAAAUGGGUUCCACUCCUACGUCGCGUAGCAUUCAUAUUCAGAUAUAUCGGUAACUUGCAGCGAUCUUCGAGACGAGAACGAUGUUUUGCUGGACCGCUGACACAGGAAGAACUGACUAAAGCGGAAAACUAUUUGUACCGCCAAGCACAGUCAGAGAAUUACGCCGAUGAGAUCGCAACGUUGACUGAGAGUUACUUCUCGAAAGGAGAGCAAAAAAAGAUAAUCAGAAAUAACCUGCUCUUUCGCGGCGCCUUCCUGGACGAAAACGGUGUUGCUCGCGUCCGGGGUCGAACAAAGGCAUGUUUAUUCAUUGAUCGUGAUGCUGCUGAACCCAUUAUUCUUCCUCGGAAACACCACAUCACCCAACUGAUCAUCGCCGACACACACGAGCGCUUCAACCAUCAAAACCACGAGACAAUCGUCAACGAAGUCUUGCAGCGCUACCGUAUUCCUCGGCUGAAAGCAACGUAUCAUGCAAUCCGGAGAAACUGUCAACGAUGCAAAAAUGAUCGAGCGAAACCACAACCUCCAGCGAUGGCUGACCUUCCGCAGUCACGUUUGGCUGCAUUUAGCCGCCCGUUUACCUACAUGGGGGUGGAUUAUUUCGGUCCAAUACUGGUCCUGGUAGGACGACAUUCGGAAAAACGGUGGGGGGUUCUCGCCACCUGUCUAACUACUCGCGCCAUUCACUUGCAGAUAGCUUACACACUGACUACCGACUCUUGUAUUAUGGCAAUUCGAAAUGUCAUGGCUAGGAGGGGUGUCCCAGCAGUCAUCUACAGCGAUCGGGGAACUAAUUUCCAGUCUACAAGCAAGCUGCUCAAGGCAGCAAUCCAGCAGCUCGAUCACGACAGACUGGCAAGCGAGUUUACAUCAAGCCGCACUCAGUGGGCUUUCAACCCACCGGUUUCACCACAUAUGGGAGGAGCAUGGGAACGGUUGAUACGUAGUGUGAAGUCUAACUUGGCUAAGCUUCAGCCCAGUAGGCUACCCACCGACGAAGUGCUGCAAAAUGCCUUGAUCGAAGUCGAGAACGUCGUGAACUCAAGACCACUGACUAGCAUUCCCAUAGAUGACGAUGAAUCGCCCGUCCUAACACCUAACCAUUUCUUACUAGGAUCAGCAAACGGUUUGAGGUCGUGGGUUCCCUUCGACGACAGCCAUGUGUACAGAAAGAACUGUUGGAUCCAGUCACAGGUCAUGGCAGACAGGUUCUGGAAGCAAUGGGUCCACGACUAUCUGCCUACGAUCACACGAAGAACCAAGUGGUUCACUCCGUCGAAGCCUAUUACGGUCGGUGACGUCGUAAUAAUCGUUGACUCAAAGUUCGAACGAAACUGCUGGCCUAAAGGUAGAGUUAUUGCUACGCAACAGGCUCCCGACGGACAGGUACGGCGGGCCACCGUACAAACAGCAUCUGGUGGAAUCUACGAACGCCCUGCAGUAUCGUUAGCGGUACUCGACGUUGGCGUUAUAGCGAAUACGCUUCCAGAUGAUCCUUCGCGCAUUCUGGGGGGGAGUGUUGACUACGCCCCGUCAACAACUACCGCUUCGUUACCCCCACUAAAUGUUGCGCCACUGCACGCCGCACCCGACCUGAUGAAAGGAUCGGGAGCAACCUGA